Diceros bicornis minor is the source of this 2357-nucleotide messenger RNA. RefSeq names its product histidine rich calcium binding protein (gene HRC). Lineage: Eukaryota; Metazoa; Chordata; Mammalia; Perissodactyla; Rhinocerotidae. The record is from RefSeq and is a predicted model, not a curated record. The transcript is spliced from 6 exons. Bases 187 to 2256 code for a protein of 689 amino acids. Gene Ontology annotation, molecular function: calcium ion binding.
CGGAGCCUGGCAGUGAGGGCCAGAGGAAGGCAGACAGGCAGAGGCGGAGAGACCCAGCAAACGAAAGCCACGAGAGAAAGAAAGAGAAGGACCCCCAACAGGGACAAGGACCCCAACAUUCAUCCACACAGCCACAGCGGCAGCUGGAGCCAGCCCUGGGAGAAGCUCUGCUCGCUGUCCGUCCGCAUGGGCCACCGUGGGUCAUGGCUGCACACUUCUCUCCUCUGGGCUGCCGUGGCCAGCCUCCUCCUCCCCCCUGCCAUGACCCAGCAGCUGAGAGGGGCUGGGCCGGGCCCCAGCAACUGGAACAACAAUGCAGGAGUCCCGGGGCCCCCAGAGGACGUGUCUGGUGAGUUUGGCCAUCCCAUCCACAGCCAUAGGGGCCAUGGAGAUGAGAACAAGGAUGUUUCCACAGAGAGUGGGCAUCAAUUCCAGAGCCACAGAGACCACAAAGAAGCAGACGAAUAUGUCUCCAGGGAAUACGGUCACCGACCCCAAGGCCACAGGUACCAAGGCCAUGAGGUCGGAGAUGAGAAUGUCUCUGAGGAGGAGAUCUUCACAGAGCAUGCUCGGCAGGCCCACGGGCACAGAGGCCAUGGAGAUGAAGACGUGGAUGAUUCAGCCAAGCAUGGGCACCACUUCCCCAGCCACGGGAGCCACGGCCAUCAAGACGAGGAUGAGGAUGAAGUUGUGUCCAGUGAGCAUCACCAUCGUAUCGUCAGGCAUGUACACCAAGGCCACAGAGGAGAAGAGGAUGAUGAAGAAGAUGAGGAAGAGGGGGGGCUCUCCACUGAGUAUGGACACGAGGCCUACAGACACGGAGGCCACAGGAAGGAAGAGGAUGAGGAUGUCUCAGGUGAACACCACCAUCAUGUCCCCAGCCAGGGGCACCGAGGGCAUGAAGAAGAUGAUGAUGAUGAUGAUGUCUCUACUGAGUACAGACACCCGGCCCACAGGCACCAAGGCCACGGGAAGGAAGAGGAUGAAGAGAUCUCAGAUGAACAUCACCAUCAUGUCCCCAGCCACGGACACCGAGGCCACAAAGAAGAGGAAGUAGAAGAUGAGGAUGAUAAUUAUGAUGAUGAUGUCUCCACUGAGUAUGAACACCAGGCCCACAGGCAUCAGGGCCACGGGAAGGAGGAGGAUGAAGAUGCCUCAGAUGAACACUACCAUCAUGUCCCCGGCCACGGGCACCGAGGCCAUGGAGACAUGGAAGAUGAGGAGGAGUCCACUGAACACUGGCACCAAGUUCCCAGACAUACCCACCAUGGCCUUGGAGAUGAGGAGGAGGAGGAAGAGGAGGAGAUCACAGUCAAGUUCAGCCACCAUGUUGCAAGCCACCAACCCCAAGGCCACAAGAGCUCUGAGGAAGAGGACUUCUCAGAUGAAUAUAAAAUAGCAGUCCCCAGCCAUCACCACCACGGAGUCCCCAAGGAGGAAGACGAGGACAUCUCUGCCAAGGUUAGCCACCAAGCUCCCAGCCACAGGCAGCAAAGCCACAGAGAUGAAGGGACUGGCCACAGAGGGUCCAUCAAAGAGGAGACUAGCCCCCAGCCCCCAGAACAAACGGGGGUCAAGGAUAGAAGCCAUUUCAGGGAGAGAGAUUCUGAGGAGGAAGAGGAGGAGAAGGGGGAAGAGGACCAUGGCUCCCAGGAGGAAGAUGAUGACGGUUCAGAGCUGGGAGAAGAAGACACCUAUCACAGCAGCCUAGAGCAGGAAGAUGAGGAAGAUGAGGAGGAAGGUCAUGGGCUCAGCCUGAGCCAGGAAGAGGAGGAAGAGGAGGAGGAAGAGGAGGAAGAGGUGGAGAGGAGGGAAGAGAGGGCUAAGGUUCAGGCUCCACUGAGCCAAGAGCACCAGGAGGAGGAAGACGAGGAAGAGGAGGGGCUGCAGGAAGACAAGCUCCCCUUCACCAUCAUCCCCAACCCACUGGCUAGGAAGGAGGUGGCUGGAGGUGCCUCCAGUGAGGAGGAGAGUGAUGAGGACACUAGUCCACAGGAUGCCCAGGAGUACGGGAACUACCAGCCAGGGUCCUUGUGUAGCUACUGUUCCUUCUGCAAUCGAUGCACUGAAUGUGAGAACUGUCACUGCGACGAGGAGAACAUGGGAGAGCACUGUGACCACUGCCAGCACUGCCAAUUCUGCUACCUCUGCCCCCUGGUCUGCGAAACAGUCUGCACUCCAGGAAGCUACGUCGACUAUUUCUCCUCGUCCCUGUACCAAACCCUGGCGGACAUGCUGGCAACUCCGGAACCCUGACCCGGCCGCGCGGCUGCGCGCAGACGUACCUCUCUGGCCCUCCAACCCCCUUCCACGAGCCAUAUUUAUUUCUCUGAAUAAACGUGCUUCUCGAAACCCUA